This is a messenger RNA of Ipomoea triloba (trilobed morning glory), 902 nucleotides long. RefSeq lists its product as uncharacterized. The record is from RefSeq and is a predicted model, not a curated record. Lineage: Eukaryota; Viridiplantae; Streptophyta; Magnoliopsida; Solanales; Convolvulaceae. The transcript has a single exon. Bases 19 to 714 code for a protein of 231 amino acids.
UUUUGAUUCCAAUCUUUCAUGGAGGAUAAAGGGAAGCUUAUUGCAGGGAAACUGAACUGCUCCUUCAUGGCCAUGGCUUUGUUCGGGGAAACAAUUUCCUCACUCUCUUCAAGCCCUCUAUUCUCCGCCAUUAUCACUCUCUAUACACUCAUCCUCCUCUACUUCCCCUCCCUCGUUUUCUCUCCGGUCCUCAUUUCCACCUCCGUUAUCUUGUUCUCCCUCCUCCGCCUCGGCGCCGACCAGAGAAUCGCCCGGGUCGAACCGGAAAAGUGCUUCGUGUCGGUGGACCGGGUCUCGCCGCCGCCAUUAGAGUCUGUGUUUGAUCCGGGUCAGUAUCGGGACCCGUUUUAUUCGGAGCCUUUUGUGGAGUGGGACGUGAGAGCUCCGCUGGAGGUUAUAUAUGAAGAGGGAGGAGAAGAGGACGACGACGUUUUGGAAGGGAAGAGAGCGGCGGAGAUUGGCGGCGGCGGCGGGAUUCAAAGGUACGACUCUCUGUCGCUUUAUUAUCCGGAGACGGAUUCGGAUACUUCGUCGGAGGGGGAUUUUCCGGUGAUCGGAGAGUGGGAGUCGCUGGAGACAAUGUGCUUCCGCUGGGAGGAGGAGGAGGAGGAGGAUAGAGAAGAGCUGAUUGAGAUUGAAUUGGAUGGGAAGAGGAAUUUGGUUUGUGAGAUUGAAGAAGAUAAUCUGAUCGAGAUCGACCUUUCUCCGGCGUAAUAAUGCGUUUUCCGGCGGAGGAACGGUGGGGUUUCCGAUGACGUUUAGCUGUAGUUAACAAAAACCAACACUGUACUUACUACUUUAGGAAAGAGUGAUGCUGCCUAAAAAUGUCAUUAAGCACUUAAUCCAAAGGAUUUGCUUAUUUGCAGAUCGAAAAUGACCAAUAUACCCUCAACUUAUUACUA